AUGAUUAGUCUUUGCUCCCCCGCUAGAUUCACGCGCGCAUUCCGUCCGAAACGUCCUCUCCGCCUAUUGGCCGCAGCAAUUCACAAAAAGGUCUACAUUUAUGAGAUUACCAGCACCUCCUCGGCACCACUAACGUGCCUGGAUGCACAUACAAAUAAUGUAACUUCCGUAUCCUUCCACAGCGAAGGUAGGUGGUUGGUGACGGGUAGUGAAGACGGCACCAUCAGAAUAUGGGAUCUCCGAAGUACACAAGUGCAUAGAACGUAUGAUAACGUGAAUGAUGUCUGUGUCCAUCCAAAUCAGGGAGAACUCAUAUCCUGCGAUCAAGCGGGUUGCAUUAAGCAAUGGGAUCUAUCCGAAAAUCUUUGCUCGCACGAGCUGGUAUGUUCAGAACAAGGUUGCAGUGGACGUCUUGCUGGAGACGCCCGAGGCGAUAUUCCUAUUCGGUCCGUUAGCUUGGGCAAACGCUACGUCUGGAAAAUUAAUGAGGAGAAAUCAGAUUUACCUCGUUAUCAGGCGGUGACAAAGUUCACCGCCCAUGAGAAGUAUCUUACUAGGGUAUUACUAAGUCCAGAUGUGAUAUAUCUUGCCACGUGCUCUGCAGAUACUACCGUGAAGAUAUGGUCUAUAUCACAGAAUUAUGAAUUCAGACAAGAGAAGGUGCUUCAAGGCCACCAAUGCUGGGCUUGUGAUUGCGCAUUCAGUGCUAAUUCAACUUAUCUUGUUACAGCUGCUGUAAAUUUUCCAAAUCAGAUGAAGACAAAGGAAAAGAACUCACCUCGAGGCGGCUGGCUCUGUGUCACGUGA
Suillus bovinus is the source of this 807-nucleotide messenger RNA. RefSeq names its product WD40-repeat-containing domain protein. Gene Ontology annotation, molecular function: protein binding. NCBI's taxonomy places the organism in Eukaryota, Fungi, Basidiomycota, Agaricomycetes, Boletales, Suillaceae. Gene Ontology annotation, cellular component: TORC2 complex; TORC1 complex. The transcript has 8 exons. The record is from RefSeq and is a predicted model, not a curated record. Gene Ontology annotation, biological process: TOR signaling; regulation of actin cytoskeleton organization. The coding region runs from base 1 to 807 and encodes 268 amino acids.